Messenger RNA from Mycena indigotica, 627 nucleotides. RefSeq lists its product as uncharacterized. The coding region runs from base 1 to 627 and encodes 208 amino acids. Gene Ontology annotation, molecular function: NAD+ nucleosidase activity. The transcript is spliced from 2 exons. Lineage: Eukaryota; Fungi; Basidiomycota; Agaricomycetes; Agaricales; Mycenaceae. The record is from RefSeq and is a predicted model, not a curated record.
AUGAAGUUCUUCACCUUUGCUGUCGCCGCGCUCGCGUCGUUUGCGUCGCUCGCGUCUGCCGCGCCAGUCCCCGUCACGGUCCCCGUUGAGGCGAUCGAGGCGCGCGGCGAACUGGCCGCCCGUGCACCGCCCAAGGUCCCUACGCCCCAGGAGUUCAUCAACACGGGGCUCAUCAAGGCCCCGCGCCGCGACAAAGCCUUCUUCUGGACGGGCGUGCAGAACCAGGUCGGCGACGCGCGCCGGCUGCGCUCCGUCGCGCUCGACGUCGCCGCGAAGAACGGCUUCGACAUCGUCGGCGAGAUGCUCUCCGACGCCGCGCUGCGCCUCAUCAACGGCCCGAAGGCGCCCGUGACGCAGCUGAAGGCGGCCGACGCGGUCAAGUUCGUCGAGCAGUUCUGGGACAACGCGAGCGCCGCGUUCGCCGAGCUCACGACGGGCCAGGUGACCGUCAUGAUGGAGGGCGACCCGAGCACCGGCCCGCAGCCCGAGGCGAGCAGCGUCUUCCAGCGCAUCGAGCGCCCCAUCCUCGAGGAGCGCGCGAGCUUCGGCGUGCAGGCGGUCACGGGCGUCGACCGCAUCGGGCGCGACUUCCAGACGACGAAGCUGCGCGUGCCGUUCCAGGUUUGA